Molecule: messenger RNA, 1872 nt
Organism: Aedes aegypti (yellow fever mosquito)
Lineage: Eukaryota; Metazoa; Arthropoda; Insecta; Diptera; Culicidae
Exons: 2
Coding region: 193-1695 (500 amino acids)
Molecular function (GO): GTP binding
Source: RefSeq, a predicted model, not a curated record
AAGAUGCAACGUAUCGCAUACAUCUAACAUCUUGUUUAUGUCUCAGUCUUAUUCUGGCCGUUGUACCGAAAACUUCCAAAAUACAAUAUUUCGAAUAAACCAGAAAGGUUCAUUUGAAGAAGUUGAAGUUAACUAUAAAUAUUGUUGACCUGUAGCUUGCAUCCCAAUAUAUUUAUAUACUAUUUAUGUAAAAUGGAUUUUUCACGGCAGGAGGAAAAAACACAAGAGUACAAUAUUAUAAUAAUAGGUGAAACAGGAUCUGGAAAGUCAACGUUGAUCAAUUAUUUGACAAACUUUUUCCAUGGUGGUAACCUAAAUCAACUUAGACUCUCUAUUCCCUCAAAGCAUUACGAAGCAACAGAAGGUUUGAAUCAUUAUGAACAAAAUGUAGCCGAUACUUCAAAAAGUCAAACAAGUAAAUGUACUGAAUACAAUUUUCACAAAGAUGAACUAUUGUUUGGCUUCAUUGACACCCCGGGACUUUGUGAUACUGAAGAGACGAAUAACGAUGAGAAAAACAUUCUGGAAAUCAUGCAAACCGCAGUAGAGAAAGGAACUUUGGUGGCAAUAAUGAUCGUGGUGAAUGGAACACAAUCGAGAGCAACAGCCUGCCUACGUCAUGCGUUAGAUGAAAUGAAAAACAUGAUUCCAGAUAGUUUUUUGGGCAACAUCAUUGUUGUACUCACAAACUGCAAUCGAGCUACAGCAAAUUUCGAUAUAUCCCAGCUCAAACCUUGGCAAGUAAUCCAACAAAACCAAUUUCAUAUGAAUAAUUCCAUUCUCAGUAAGCCAGAGUCAGCAUGGAUAAAUGACCCAUACUUGAAAAAACAUAUAGAGGAGGAUUGGAAUGAAUCAAUGAAAACCAUUGGACGAAUGAUUGAUAGGCUCAAACAUUUAGGCUGUCAAGCUACGACUGCUUUUGAAAAAAUGCAUCAGCAGAGGGAUCAAAUCAUGUCAAAUCUCCAUCAUAUCUUAAAUCAUUUAGGAAAUUUACAAAAUCUACAAAAUGAGCUGGACGAUGCUGAAUUAAGUAAGCGGGGAAUUUUGAAGGAUAUUAAAAAAUAUUCAAAUUACAAGCAAACACGUGAAGUAGCAUAUACAGAAAUAGAGGAAUCGCAAUUUCUAAGCCAUAUCUGUGCAUCAUGCUCGCGAAUUUGCUACGAGGAUUGGGUAGCAAAAGCUUCACUGCGUGGAAGAUUCACUAAGAGAUUGGACGAUUGGUUAAAAUAUAUUAAAGGAAUAGCAAAGAGCUAUCUCACAGUGCUUGGAGAAAACUACUGUGACAAAUGUCAUUGUCCUGAUCAUGAGCAUUAUCAUGAUCAUAUGAAACCAGUCAAAAAAAUGAAAACCAUUGAAAAUAUCAUUGAUGAGAUAAAAGCCUCGCAUGACCAUUAUAUGCAGCGAAAUGUUGAAGUGGAUGAUAAAAUAAGUGAAUUGCAUGAUGAUAUGGCAGCAAUAAAAAUUGCUCUACAUCUUAAAGAAGCUGCCAUCCUAACCUGUUGCGAAGAACUAAAAGAAGUCUGCUCUCAGUUUAAUUUUGUAAAAGCGCUGAGCGGCAUAAUUGAGAUUUUGAAGAAAAGAGCCAGCAGCCUCCGGUAUACAUCAGCACGAAAUGAUGCUUAUGAUAGAAUCAAUAACAUAACACGAGUGUUUAACGACUUAUCAAGUGUUCAGUCCAAACGUAAAACCAUCUAACUCAUUACAUGGACCCGGCCUCAUAUAAAACAUGUAUCUACAAACGCAUAUUCAACAAUGACUUAAUCAGCAAUCUUAAUAAUACAACUACGAAGGACCAAUUGGACUGAAGAUGGCUUUAUCCGUAUGAUAUUAAUUCUUAGUUUAUCAUAAUAGAGUUUCUAAUUUAAUCAUUUA